Messenger RNA from Cariama cristata (Red-legged seriema), 285 nucleotides. It is a transcript of the gene TMEM254, whose product is annotated as transmembrane protein 254. The transcript is spliced from 3 exons. The annotation marks the transcript as partial. The record is from RefSeq and is a predicted model, not a curated record. NCBI's taxonomy places the organism in Eukaryota, Metazoa, Chordata, Aves, Cariamiformes, Cariamidae.
UGGGUAACACUUUGGCCUUCAACUAUACCUUAUAGUUAUUUGGGAAUAUUUGGUAGCUUCCUUAAUUAUUUAGUGGAAAACCACCACAAAUGGGUAUGCUAUGGGUUCUGGGUGUCCUGGUUAAUUCACAUAGUAGAAGCCCUCUACGGUGUUAAGUUAUGCCAAUCUAAAGGAAUCACCGACCCAGCAAUUCAGUUUCAAUGGUUCGUUCAGACACUUUUAUUUGGGUAUGCUUCCUUUGGUCUUCUGGUGUCUUACAAACCUUCAGCCAAGAAGCAGUACUAG